Molecule: messenger RNA, 1854 nt
Organism: Sorex fumeus (smoky shrew)
Lineage: Eukaryota; Metazoa; Chordata; Mammalia; Eulipotyphla; Soricidae
Gene: LZTFL1
Product: leucine zipper transcription factor like 1
Exons: 10
Coding region: 132-1031 (299 amino acids)
Biological process (GO): negative regulation of protein localization to cilium
Cellular component (GO): cytoplasm
Source: RefSeq, a predicted model, not a curated record
CCGGAGGCUUCUAAACAAUCUGCCCGCCCUCCCUAUCUUCUGGGCGCCCGCCACCCUCGGCCAUCCGGGCCUUGCAGGGGCUGCGCGUGGCCUGUCCCGCUGCUCCGGGCGUCCGAUUCUCGCCCGCCGCCAUGGCAGAGUUGGGCCUAAAUGAGCACCAUCAAAAUGAAGUCAUUAACUAUAUGCGUUUUGCUCGUUCAAAAAGAGGCUUGAGGCUCAAAACUGUAGAUUCCUGCUUCCAGGACCUGAAGGAGAGCAGGCUGGUGGAGGAGACAUUCACCAUCGACGAAGUGUCCGAUGUCCUGAAUGGGCUCCAGGCCGUGGUGCAUAGUGAGGUGGAAUCCGAGCUCAUCAACACAGCCUACACCAACGUGUUACUCCUGCGGCAGCUUUUCUCCCAAGCCGAGAAGUGGUACCUUAAGCUGCAGACAGACAUCUCUGAACUUGAAAACAGAGAACUAUUAGAACAAGUUGCAGAAUUUGAAAAAUCAGAAUUUACGUCUUCAAAUAAAAAGCCCCUCAUAGACAUUAUGAAGCCAAAACUUGCUCCACUGAAUGAAAGCGGAACAGCAGAACUCCUAAACAAGGAAAUUUUAAGACUUGUGGAAGAGAAUGAGAAAUUGAAGUCAAGGCUGAGGAACACUGAAGUACAGGCUACAAAUGCGUUGGAUGAGAAGUCAAAACUAGAAAGAACUCUGCAGGAUUUGCAGCUUGAUCAAGGAGAUCAAAAGGAUCUUGGAAGGGCCCAAGACUUGAGUGACUUAGAAAAUACAGUUGCUACUCUCAAGAGUGAGUUUCAGAAGACACUUCAGGACAAGAUGGAAAACCAGAAGUCUCUGGAAGAGAAUUUGGCCACAGCCAAGCAUGACCUCCUCCGGGUUCAGGAGCAGCUGAGCCUGGCUGAGAAGGAAUUAGAGAAGAAAUUCCAACAAACAGCAGCUUAUCGAAACAUGAAAGAGAUUCUCACCAAGAAGAAUGACCAAAUCAAAGACCUGAGGAAAAGACUGGCCAAAUAUGAAUCUGAAGAUUAAAAACAAAAUGAAAUCAUCCGGAAGCUGCCACACAUGAAAAUAGAAAAUACAAGCUGUUUCUCACCUCAGGCAUGUAUUUUGAAGCAGUUUGUUAUAUUUUUCUCUCUUUAUUUUUCUAAUAUUUAGACUUUGCUUCUAAUAUUUGGAAGUAGAGUUCCUUUUUCAGUUGUUUAAUUGAGAAGAACUAGAAUUUACUGAUUCUGGCCCGUCUAAAACUCCUGUUUGCCCAGUGCUCUAGAGUCUUAGUUCAAAUACCAGAACCAUUUUUUUUUCCAUAAGGAAGAGAUUUUAGAGUGGGAGGUAGAGUCUUUUGAAUUAGCAUAUAAAAGAUACCAUACUAAUGUUGAAAGUUAGCAUUGUCUAUUCUUGUGCGUUCCCCAGUGUAAAUGUAUAGUUAACUAAAGACGGUUAUUACAAAUAAAUCUUAUUUUUAGAAACAAAAUCUAAGUAAUUUUCUGUUUGAUCAUUUAAAUGUUAAUUCAUUGAAAAUGUGAAUGCAGUCUAUUUUAGCAAAAUUUUUACCAAAUUAAUAGUGAACAAGAGGAUUCUCUUACCUUGCUCACUCAGUGUCUGAGUGCUAUAUUUAUCAGAGAAGGUGCAGUCAGUUUUUUGCAGCAUAACUAUGAGUCUGUAUAAUUGACGGAGAAGUGAGAGUCAUCCUGAAUUACUACUGUUGAGGAGAUAUCUAGGCUUAGAAUAAAUGUAAUCUCUGUACUUUUAAAUUACAUAUUAAAUAAGAACACUGUUAUAAAGAACAUAAGAUCAGUUAUGAGAUCUCAGAUUCAGUUGUUGAUUUUAAUUUUUUAUGCAUACCUAUAGGAAA